AUGUCUUCUUACUCGUACCAACCUGGUAGUGCAUUUCAUCCAGGUGCACAAGGAUCUUCGUCCCAUGGCCAUGUCACUGGCACACCAGAGCAAUCUAAUGUGGUGACUCAGCAUGGCCAUAAUGCACCUACCUAUCCAGUAGGAUUUAACGGUGGGCCUCCGUAUACACAGAAUGAGCGCAAUCAUGCACUGGGCGGAGAUUUAGGUAUGCCAACUUCGGAUAACUCAUUCUAUCCAAGUCAUUCCCAGCCUCAGAUGCCAGCACCCACAACCGCUUCAACACCUGGCUAUCAGGCACGAUAUGGCCAUCACCUCGAACCCAAUGCGUCAUCUUUAUCCAUGUCAUCCGACACCACUUCUCAGAAUGAAAUCUCAGCCCCCGACACUUCAACACUUCAAACACAGCUGGCCUUUUAUAAGCGUCGGAUUGAAGAGUAUGAAAUGGGCGAUGAAGAGCGGUCCCGGAAGUCCAAAAAGGCAAAGACAAGGGAAAAGCCCCCCGAGCGAUGCUUUCGAAAGGCUGUCAGCCUUUAUGUGAGCGCACAAGAACUGUAUCGAGACUGGAACGAUGAUUAUUUAGAAAGGAAUGGUAUGGCUUCGGCAAAGUUUAGGGAUGUUGACACCAAACGAAACUUCGAUCGUAAUGUUUCUAGCUUCAAUAAGCUCUUAGAAUACAUUCCAAGGCUUCAAAUGAUGAUAGACGGAGAUGCCAGCAGCCAAGAGAUAAGGGAAUAUCUACACAAGAUUGAUCAGGGUGGAAAUGCAGCCCGCUCAGACGAUUGCAACCACAUUAAGGAAUUCUUUAGAGACUUCCUCAAUGCCGAGCACCGCCCUGAGGUUUUGUUUACAAAAGAACGGACUGGACGUGGUGUGCAGAAUGACAUAACCGGUAAAUAUCUUUGUCCGAUUCAUUACAACUGGGAUGACCCCAGUGUUUGCACACGUAUCCGUGCGGGUAAUAUUAUGGAUCCGAAAUUCCCGAUUUUUGUCAAUUAUUAUCUUUGGUUUUUGUAUCCUGAUGGAUAUGAGCUGCCGCCUAAUGGUAGAGUUGAGCAUUUGUUUUUACGAAGUCUGAUCUUGGUCAAGGUAUGGUGCUAUAUUUUUACCUCACCAGGAUCAGCCGAAGCCAUUAUCAAAAAUCCUAAUGGCGGACCUCCUAUUCGAAAUCGAGCCUACGCUCCAUCAACCAAAUCGACUAAAACAAAUGUUGCCCGCUUGAUAGGAAUGACCAGUGUUACAGCCCAUAGCAUUGCCUAUACUGUUAUCAUGACAGGCUUCAACCUUACAGAUGCUUUGUUUUGGACCUCGAAAUACAAUAACUUCAACUUCCAUGCACUCUAUGAUUUCAUCGUGGACUAUUUCCGGGAAUCAACACCAGAAUCCGAGGAUCUUCUGCGAUGGUGGAAUAGCAUGGUUUUUCCCAAUGGUGUCGGCGCUGCUAUUGACAGAACGGAAGCAUCUACAAAUGCUUCUUAUUCACUUCUAGAAGCUUCUCGUGCUACCGCUUCAACUACUUUCUCAACUUAA
Psilocybe cubensis is the source of this 1527-nucleotide messenger RNA. RefSeq lists its product as uncharacterized. The transcript has 9 exons. The record is from RefSeq and is a predicted model, not a curated record. The coding region runs from base 1 to 1527 and encodes 508 amino acids. NCBI's taxonomy places the organism in Eukaryota, Fungi, Basidiomycota, Agaricomycetes, Agaricales, Agrocybaceae.